This is a messenger RNA of Drosophila santomea, 822 nucleotides long. RefSeq names its product dnaJ homolog subfamily C member 7-like. NCBI's taxonomy places the organism in Eukaryota, Metazoa, Arthropoda, Insecta, Diptera, Drosophilidae. The record is from RefSeq and is a predicted model, not a curated record. Bases 1 to 822 code for a protein of 273 amino acids. Gene Ontology annotation, molecular function: protein binding. The transcript is spliced from 4 exons.
AUGAAAAUGGGAAUGGUGCAAGUGCCGGACGUAGCUCUGCACAAACUGCGAGCGUUUCUCGAUGACCGCAUCGAUCCGGGCUUCGAGAAGUCCUACGUCCGGGUGGCCAAGUGCUGUCUGGCCCUUGGCGACAUCAUUGGCACCGAGCACGCCGUCAAAAUGGUCAGCGAGCUGAAAUGGUCGCAGAGCACGGCUGUUGCUGGCGAACAGGCGGCGGUGCAGAAGUUGCGCCAACUGGAGGCCACCAUUCAAACGAACUACGACACAAAAGCCUAUCGUAACGUGGUCUUCUACCUGGACAGUGCCUUGAAACUGGCGCCCGCCUGCCUCAAAUAUCGUCUGCUGAAGGCUGAGUGUCUCGCCUUCCUGGGGCGAUGUGAUGAGGCCUUGGACAUUGCUGUGGGCGUAAUGAAGCUGGAUACCACGUCGGCGGAUGCGAUAUACGUGAGAGGGCUCUGCCUGUACUUCACGGACAACCUGGAUAAGGGAAUUCUGCACUUUGAGCGCGCCCUGACCCUUGACCCCGACCACCACAAGUCCAAGCAGAUGCGUAGCAAGUGCAAGCAGCUCAAGGAGAUGAAGGAGAACGGCAAUAUGCUGUUUAAGUCGGGUCGCUAUCGCGAGGCUCACGUGAUCUACACGGACGCCCUGAAGAUCGACGAACACAACAAGGACAUCAAUGCGGCAAAGUCUCAUAAUGGAGCUGUUCCUCCCAUUUUUGAUUACUCCAGCCACGAACCAAAGUUUAGGGGAAACCGCGGCGUCAACCUCGUCCUGGAACCCUUGGAUAAAGCGCAAGUUGUCAUUGUUCAUACGGUGUAG